AUGGGUUUUAUAAACCGGUUGAGUGUUUUGAACGACGUCGAUAUUUCCCAGCGUGAUAGGCAAAUCGGCCAUGCUGAGGAUUGUACGCAACCCCAGUUAUUGCUGAUGCGCAGCAUCGAAAAGCAAUCACAUUUGCGAGAGUCUUUUGUGGUAGAAAGGGUUGGUUGUCGCUUUGGGCUCAGUACACCUGUGUGUUUGGAAUCCGGUGAAGUCCUGAUCGGCUAG
This is a messenger RNA of Aspergillus niger, 225 nucleotides long. RefSeq lists its product as hypothetical. NCBI's taxonomy places the organism in Eukaryota, Fungi, Ascomycota, Eurotiomycetes, Eurotiales, Aspergillaceae. Bases 1 to 225 code for a protein of 74 amino acids. The transcript has 2 exons. The record is from RefSeq and is a predicted model, not a curated record.